UGCGCGGACGGCAACUCCCAGCAUCCCUCGCGGCGGCGGCUCUCCACACAACAAAUCCCGGCGUGCCCUUGGGCGGCCCGGGGUGGAGGGUUCUAGAAGGCGUGACGUGGGGUCGGAGCGGGCUCGGAGGCGGGCGCCUCUUGGCAGUCACUGUGGCGGCAGCUGCCGGGCCUGGGGGCGCGGACCGUCGGGGUCGCGGUCGUAGCCUGCUCGCCUCGCCAGCCAUGGCCGCGCUCGGCCGGCCGUUCAGCGGCCUCUCCUUGGGCGGCAGCUCGGACUUCCUACAGCCGUCUCCGGCCUUCCCGGGCCGGACCUUUCCGUCGGGAGCCCACGGUCCGGAGCUGACCCCGCGGCCGGGACUCCGCGCCGCCCCGAGCGGCCCGGGCGGGAGCACGGCGCGCGGACGCAGUGUUUCCCUUCACUGUAAAAAGAAACACAAGCGAGAAGAGGAUGAUGAUGAUUGUCCAGUAAGAAAGAAAAGACUGACUGAAGCGGAGCUCUGUACUGGUCCUAAUGACUGGAUUCUUUGUACACAUCAGGACGGAGAAGGUCGCAGAGUAAAUCCAUGUGCUAGUGGGCUUUCUGUACCUGGCAUGUUAGAUGCUAUUUGUGAAGAGAUGGAUCAGACAACUGGAGAACCACAGUGUGAAGUUGCCCGAAGGAGGCUACAGGAGAUUGAGGACAGGAUAAUUGAUGAAGAUGAAGAAGUUGAAGCUGACAGAAAUGUUAACCAUCUCCCCAGCCUUGUCCUUUCUGAUACCAUGAAAACAGGUUUGAAGCAGGAAUUUGGUGAAGUCUUUACAAAGAAGAUGAUUGAAUCUAUGAGCCGUCCUUCCAUGGAGCUUGUGCUCUGGAAACCUCUCCCUGAACUCCUCUCUGAUAAGCCAAAGCCAUCAUCUAAUGCUAAAAACUUCAUGGGAGAAAGCCAAAGUAAGCAAGCAGCUGCUGGCACUGCCUUCCCACAGAGAACUGAACUGUACUUGGAACCUCCACAAACAGGGAUGCCUCUUUACAAUAGUUUGGAGACAGCUGCUAACACAGAAGAAGAGAUGGAACUCUAGAAAUCAGUUUCUGUGCUAAAUUUGUCACAAUUUAAAAGGCUGUCAUGUUCAGUAAUGAGCCUACAUUCAUAGUGUAGGCACUUGAGAGUUUUAUGAAACGGGUGUCAUAAUGUAUCCACCUGUGAUUUGGAGUGGGACUCCCAUGUUGGGUAGCCGUAUAUUGAAGUCAGCUUUUUGCCAUGGAAGCUUGUCUCAAGGGAAAAGCAGUUUUCUAGCAGGUUUCUUAAAGGAAUUUUAGGUUAUAGUCUUUUCAAAGGCAAAUGUAGAAGCAGCAUAUGUAAGAGUGACUUAAGUCAUCUGUCACAGUGUUUAAGCUGUUCAUAAAUUUGGAGAAUACUCUUGAGAUGAAAAAGAUGAUUAAGAAAGAAGGAUGCUCUUAACUACCAGUGUAUCCUGUGAAUCACACCUUAAGACUGAAUUGUUUAUAGUGGUGAUUGUAUGAUUGGGAAGGAGAAGGGAAGAAAGCAGUAGCUUAAGCCUCUUUCUAAGAAAUUUAACUGAGGCCAUAAGACUUAUGUAUUAGUUAUCAGUUCAAAAUAGCCAUAUUGAUAAAAUAGCCAGUAGCAUUGUGGCUAUCCUCAGAAAUGCAACGAAAAUACAAAGAAGGUUUUUUUCUUCAAGGCUUUUUUGCCUUGUGCUACUGUUGUUCGUUGGUCUCCCUACCAUAAUUGAUAAGCCUGGUUUUUCAGUAAUGUUUACAGCUUAGUUAACUUUGAAUGCUAGAAUAAAGAUUGUGAGGUAACCCAUCUGCAAACUGCCUGUGGGAGAAGCAUUCUUUAAAUAAUCCUAAGAAAGUGCUAUAUCAGCAAAAUCCAACAUUUAUAACAUCUGUACUUGUGUUAGCAAGUUGUUUUUAAGUGUUAAUUUCAAAACAUGAUUAACUGAGAAUAUAAGGCAAGUGACAUUGAGAUUACUGGAAUAGCCAAUUUGUCUGGUACUUACACUAUUGUGCCGUAAGCCUGAAAAUUAGUAAAGAAUAGCUUCGUACUAGGAGGACUAUCUUUUCAAUACUUAAACCAGGCUCAAGGUGUCUUGGGAAUAACUGGGAUUAAAAUUUUUUAAUUUCUCAGGCAGAGAUCUUCUAUGUGUCAAGGACUCACAGUACAAGGUGGAGUGACAAUUCUUUUAUCACUACAGAACAUCCAGUAUAUUAUUAAAUGAGUUUAAUAUUGGCCCUUUCAUCAUACAACAGGAGACCACCCCAUUUUUUUUCUGGGUUUCUUCUUCCUUUGUAGGAGUCAGAUACCUUUUGUAGGAAAAUAAAAUGGUUUAUGCCAAGUAGAGGUGAAUAUUUGGGAAGCCAGCUUUUGGGCAAUUGUGAAACCCAUGUUGAAAUCCCUCCUCUUGUUACAGAUGCUGUAGAAGUCACAAGUCUGUUAAUUGGACUGUUGCUUCUCUUGCCUAUUGUUUCUGCUUUUUCCAUUUCUGUCUGGACAGUCAGGAAAAGAUUUAAUGUUUAAUAUUUAAACAAAAUAUUUAAUGUCUACACAGUAAAAUUAUUCAAACUUCAAACCAGUAUUGAAUCCAGUUGGAAACCAGCUAAUAGUUUCUUAAUCUCAGAUUUAGAGAUGAAUGUAAACUGUAUUCUGUUGAAAUGUGCAGGUGUUUGAUUCAUGCCAUUUGAAAAACUGCCUUGAGGUCAUUGCUUAAAGGGACCAACUUGUAAAUUUUUUAAGCCUUAAAAAAGUCUUUGUGCUAAAAAGUUAGUACUGCUCUGGAACAUGAAGGGACUGCCUAGAGUUUGGAUUUAGUCCCAGUGUCAUGGAGGAAAGAGAGAUGGCAGCUUUCCAAAGAAAGACCCAUAGCACACUAAGCUUAUCUUCUGUCUUCUGUAGAAAUUGUUGGCCUCUGAUCCGAGAUCUAUAUGAUAAAAAGGAAGAGAGUCCUAAAACCAGACUGUGAUACAGUGGAUAAAGGACAGAAUUAGGAGUCUGUUUAUUACAAUCCAAAAUCCCCCACUUGUUUCAGGGGUUAUCUGACAAGAUCAUUAUUUCUGCAGGAAAGUGAAUGUUUAAUGCUCCUUUUUGGACUAUUCUGGCAUAUGUUUAUACAAAAAUUUUCUUCAUCCUUGUGGUGCUUAUUCAUCUGAGCCGUCUCCACAGUCCCGAUUUUUUUUUUUUUUUUUAAUUGUAUCAUAAGGCUUUUGUUUUUGCCUUUAGGUUUCCCUGGGGAAUUAACAGGUCUUUUCAUUUUGUACAGUUUUUGCAGCAUGGAUCAAACAUUGGCUUAAUAUACUAAUGUGUGAGGAGAAAAAAUUGCCUAAGCAGGUGAGCUUUAAUGAACAAAUGUGUAUUUUCUUUGAGUUUGAGUAGGGUGUGUGUGGUUUUUUUUUUUGUUUCUAAUUAAUAUGAAGAAAGUAAGUCCAGUUCUUGCAAAUAUUAACCAUUUUUUUAAAUGCUACCCAUCCUUGAAAAGGUACAAAUGUAAAAUUUAGGAAAGUACUUAGGGUAGGGCUUAGAACUGUGGGAAAAAUGUUUACCAGCAGGUCCUUUUAUUAUUUUGGAUUUGGAACUUUUUUUUGUAAUAGUGACAAGAAUGGGUACAGUGCUAGGAAAGUUCUGGGAGAUGCUGUCAGUUUAACUUUAAAAUGAGAAUCUGGUGUUUCUGUAUUUUAUCAUUUUCAAUAAAAUUUAAGUGUUUUGGA
Molecule: messenger RNA, 3705 nt
Organism: Chinchilla lanigera (long-tailed chinchilla)
Lineage: Eukaryota; Metazoa; Chordata; Mammalia; Rodentia; Chinchillidae
Gene: Ccdc117
Product: coiled-coil domain containing 117
Exons: 5
Coding region: 225-1061 (278 amino acids)
Source: RefSeq, a predicted model, not a curated record